Prionailurus viverrinus (fishing cat) is the source of this 3675-nucleotide messenger RNA. It is a transcript of the gene FAM234A, whose product is annotated as family with sequence similarity 234 member A. Bases 1126 to 2790 code for a protein of 554 amino acids. Lineage: Eukaryota; Metazoa; Chordata; Mammalia; Carnivora; Felidae. The record is from RefSeq and is a predicted model, not a curated record. The transcript is spliced from 15 exons.
GGUCAGCAGGUCCGACUCCCGCAGCCCGGGCUUCAGUGGCCGUCAGCUCAAGCCCCAGUUUUCCUAAAGACAAGAUUUGCUCCCAGUAAGAAACUGCCCGUCCCACGUUGGCGGCACAAAGAAGCAAAGCACAGUUUGAAACGGAAAAGGGCACUGCGGCUGUGAAAGAGUUCCUUGCUGCCCUGUGAACCGACUGGCGGUGACAGUCUGACCUUGAGCACACUGAUCAGGUUCUCCAGGUGGCGGAGGGCUGAAGGCACGGCUGUGUCAGGGAAGGGUGCAGGUAUGCAGUAAGACGAGGCUGAAAACCAGGCGGGGCGUCCGGUUGGGGGCAUUGUCUUGAAAUAGAGAACUGUGGCAGGUCAGAGAUUCCGCUCUUGGAUCAGAAGCACCGCAGAACUCCACUGCUGUUGACAUUCCACCAAAACCAAACCAAACAAAGCACAGAGACUUCCCUGGCGUUAGAACAAAAGAGCUCCACAUAAGGGAGCUUAGAGGCGUCACCACUGCCGCCUGUGGGGAAGCUGGCUCUUCCUCUUGGCCUGUAUGAUGCUCUGACCCCCGCCCUCUUGCCAAAGGCUUUCUUUUUUUUAACUGUUUGUUUUGAACUAAUUAUAGACGCACAAAAUGUUACAAAAAUCAUGCAGAGUCGUCCUCAUGCCCUCCAAAGGUCUUACAUAACUGAACAGUUAUCAAAAGCAGGAAAUUGACCUUGGCACAAAGCACUUAGCUAGGGUGCAGACCUCCCUCCCUCCCAUCUCACCAGUUUUUACAUGCACUCAUUUGUAUGUGUGUCUGUGCGAAUUUUUAUCACCAGUAGGUAUCUGUGCAGCCAGCAGGACAAUCCAGAUACAGAACUGACCCAUCAGGACAAAAGACUCCCAGACCACUGCUCCAUACCGGCUCCCCCAUCCCUUCCUAGUCAGCCAAUUUCUGCACGAGGCGGCUGUGCCUGUGCUGUGCCCUAGAGACCCCAGCUCAGCUCCAGGGUUCUAGAGGCGAAGAGCUGCUGGAUGUAAUUUACUGUCAUUUCCUGAAAGAGUCGAUAGUGGGGUUAUCCUCUCUCCAUCUGUCCACCUCAGCUGUUUUUAGUGACCAGGAGCGGCACUCUGGGAUGUGCACGCGAUGAUGGGCAGCAAGGACUUAGAAGCUGAAAUCCAUCCCUUGAAGAACGAAGACAAGAGGUUGCAGGAGAAUCUGGGAAGCCAAACGACAAAGGAGGACAACCUGAAAGGCUUGCCUCGGCAGCCCGGCCUCUCCGGCUGCCGGACAGUGGCGUUUUUUCUUUCACUGUUUGUCUGCCUUUUUGUGGUGUUCGUGGUCUCGUUCAUCAUCCCCUGUCCGGACCGGCCCGCGUCCCAGGGGACAUGGAGGGUCUACUACAAUGCAGCAGUCACCUAUGACUUUCUGGCUACAGAAGACAUAAACAGGGACAGGAUCCAAGACGUUCUCUUUCUGUAUAAAAAUACCAACAGCAGCAACAAUUCCAACCUGUCCUGCGCUGACGAAGGCUUUUCUUCCCCCUGCACCUUUGUGGCCGCUGUGUCAGGGGCCAAUGGCAGUGUGCUCUGGGAGAGGCCCGCAGCCCAGGACGGCGCCCUUGUGCAGUGUGCUGUCCCACAGCCACAGGGCAGCAGGACAUCGUCUGCCUGCAUUCUCGUGGGCAGACCCAGUUCCUUCGUCGCUGUGGACGUGUUCACAGGGGAGACCCUGUGGAGCCACCCCAGUAGCUUUGGAGGGAACGCUUCCAUCCUGAGCUCUUUACUCCAACUGCCUGACGUCGAUGCUGACGGGGCUCCAGACCUGCUGGUUCUCACCCAGGAGGAGAAGGAGGUUAGCGGCUACAUCUAUUCAGGCAGCACUGGUCACCAGAUUGGCCACCGAGGCAGCCUUGGUGUGGGUGGGACCAGUGGCUCCCUCCUCCAUGUCACCAGGAUGGGUGCUCACUACAUCCUUUUCCCUUGCGCAAGCUCCCUCUGUGGUCGCUCUGUGAAGGGUCUCCAUGAGACGGUGACCGGGAGAGGGAGCCCACUGAAGAGAGACCCGCUCUGGGAGGGCAUGCUCAACGCUACCACCCACGGGCUGCUUUGGCACAGCCCUGGAGCCAUCCGCUACCUGAUGACCGUUCCAGGGAAAGUGGGUGAGGACCUCCUCCUCGUGAGUUCAGAAGCCUGUGUGCUGUUGGACGGGCAGGAGCUGGCACCCAGGUGGAUCUUCAGCGCAGCCCGGGUCCUGAGAAGACCCAUCCUUGGCUACUACAAACCUGACACCUUGGCUGUGGUCAUUGAAAAUGGAACCGGCAUUGACAGACAGAUCCUGCUCCUGGACCUCAGCACAGGGGCCGUCCUAUGGAACCAGGCCCUCCCGGGCCUCCCCGGGGACCCGCAGUCCGCCAGCCUGCCAACCGCAGACCACCGCUCAGCCUUCUUCUUCUGGGGUCUCCACGAGCUGAUGGGCACCAACCAGACAGUACAGGAGCCCGGAGACACCCAGCACAGCCUGUACAUGUUCCACCCCACUGUGCCCGGCGUCCUGCUGGAGCUGGCCAACAUCUCCGCCAACAUCGUUGCCUUCCAAGCGGUCCUGUUUGAGCCAAGCCGCCACGCUGCCUACGUCCUCCUGACGGGCCCCACUCGCCAAGACGCUCCUGGCGUGGUCUCUGUAGCCAAGCACAAGGUGCGGGACCUCGUCCCGAGCAGUAGGGUGGUUCGCCUGGCCGAGGGCGGGCCCAACAGUGACCAGGCAGUCCGGGACCGGUUCUCCCGCCUGCGGUACCGCAGCGAGGCCUAGACGCCUGGUGGCCAGCGAGGUGCGAGAGGCUCCAGCUGCUGAGAUUAAACACCGUGGGACAUCGGUCUUUCGCUCGGUUUGCACGCUGACCCCUCUCGUCUCCGUCGUGCCCAGGGACGUGCGUGGGUGAGGGGAUGGCCGGGCCUCUCCCUCACGCGCCGCACACCACGUCCCCGCAGGUCCUCGCUCUGCCCCACUGGGGUCCUACUCAUGGCCGGCUGCCUUCACCGUGGCCUCUCUGGGCUGCCUUGGGCACAGCUGGGCCCUACAGCACCACUCUCACUGGUCCACACCUGGCUGGAGGGGCCGGGGCUUUGGGAAGAGCCCCAGCCUACAGAAGUCCCCUCCCUCGUCCCAUCUGCACCCACCCUGUCUGCACAUCUCCCUGGGGCCUGCAGUGGCCUCAGGGCAACAGCCGGGCCCUGAGGCCAUUCCAGCUUCUGGCCUUUCUCAGAGCAAAGGGGGGGUUAGACUCUGGUGUGGUUGGUGGACACUUGCUCUGGGGGCCCCUUUGACAGGCCCGUGAGGAAUGGGAUGCCUUGGAGCCGUGAGGCUGGCCUGCUGCUCAUGGAUGCGCUGAGGGGCAUUUUCACCCUUGUGCUGUGAAUGUCAUGAGGAACCGGCCGUAAGGCCCACACUGGGGUCAGUCUGUACCCCCUCAACACACACUGGAGCUGCUUGUCCCUCGGGGGUCCCCACACCCCUGGCCAGUGCCUGGCCUCCUCCUGGUGCUCAGAAGUCCUUGGCUGGCAGUGUCACCUGAUGCAGGACUCACCUCUGUGCCUUGCUGUGCCCCAGGCCUACCGCGGUGCUCUGUGGGGCUCAGUGUGCCCUGAUGACCCUGAGUACCACCGGAAGAAGCCGGAAUAAAUGAUUUGCACUGUC